CGCGCACUCUCGCAUAUUCUCACGAAACUCGAGACGGCGAUCAGGUUAUUUUCAGAUAUGGAUUUGUACAAAAUCACCGAUAACAUAAAGUGUUAACUGUAUGAAGUGCAGCGCCGCCGACGAUGCUCGAGGCCCCUCGGUUCUUCGUGGUGGUUUGAGGUGAUAGGAGACGGACCCCGAGCGUUUAUAAUGCCGUAUGUGAGGCUGCUGGAGGAGGCCGUGUGAGUGUGAGAAGAGAGAGGCGGCAGCGGUGGUGGUGGUGGUGGUGGAAAAGGCGACCCAAAAGUGAGCGGUGUGAGAGUGUGAAAGAGAGAGAGAGAAGUGAGAGAGAGAGAGAGAGAGAGAGAGGGGAGAGAGAAAAGACACUCGCACACACACGCAACACAUCAGUGUCCGCCAUCCCUCUUAUAUGUGUGUUUCGCCCAUCUCCAUUUCGACCAGGACACCUUCUUCUUCCCUCGCGCCGUCGUCUUCGUCGUCAUCGUCAUCCUCCUCUCCCUCUUCCUCCUCCUCCAUCUCGUCCUCCUCCUCCUCCUCCUCCUCUUCAUCGUCGCCAGCAGCAGCAGCAGCAGAACUCUUCUCCUGCUGCUGCCACUCUCCUGCACGCCACCACAAAACCGCCCACACGCCCGCACUUCUUCUUCUCUACACACACCCACACCCCCCGGUGGACAGUGGAGGCGGCGGCGGUGGUGGUGGUGUGAGGUGUUGAGAGGUGUGGUGGUGGGUGGACCCGAUUCCCUCCGCCCUAGGUUCGAGGACCAGCUCUCGUGGUGGUGUGGCGGUGAAGGCGCCCUUAGGGUAUAUAUUUAUAUCUAGUGCCCCAGGCGAGAGAGAGAAUCCCCCAGACCCCUCUCUCUCUCAGUUUCGCCCCCUUCCUUUGAGCCUAGGCAUCAUCGUCACCUCCCCUAGAGGCAGGCCCUUAGAGGGUAGUAGGCCUGCCGUAGCCUAAACUCGAGCUCGAACCUUAACGGUUUUCGCGAGCGAUUUCCUCCGCCGAGACCUCGGGACACGGUCCUUCCUUCCUUCCCCUUGACGAUCCCCUCGCGAGGUCGUGGGUCGCGACCCUUCCGCCAGAUUUGUUCGUCCCUGCCGAUGAGGAAGUGCCGUUGAGGGAGGGAGGCCCCAGUGUUGGUAGCAGUGUCGUGGUGCCGUUACGGCAAUGGCCAGGGUUUGAGUUGCGUCGCGCUCUGCGGAAAACGGAUUACGGAGUAGAGUGAGUGUACGGGUCAACAGGAGACGCAAGGAACAUGUCGGGCAGUGGGGGCACGUUUGUGGACAGAAUAGACCCGUUUGCCAAGCGGUCGCUGAAGAAGAAGCCUAAACGUUCGCAGGGAUCUUCCCGGUAUCGCACUUCUAAUGAUGUGGAGCUCCAGCCACUGCCUCUUCUCAAAGAUGUACCAGGGUCAGAGCAAGAAGAUCUCUUCCUUCGGAAGCUCCGACAAUGCUGUGUCGGCUUCGAUUUCCUUGACCCUGUGGCCGACUUGAAGGGAAAGGAGAUGAAACGUAGCACUCUCAAUGAACUUGUCGAUUAUAUAACAGCUGGUCGUGGAGUCCUUACUGAACCAGUCUACCCGGAGAUUAUCCGAAUGAUUGCUUGUAAUUUGUUUCGUACACUUCCUCCUUCGGACAACCCUGACUUUGACCCUGAGGAAGAUGAUCCAACGUUAGAGGCUUCGUGGCCACACCUACAGCUGGUGUACGAGUUCUUCCUCCGCUUCUUAGAAAGUCCAGACUUCCAGCCAGCCAUUGGCAAGAGAGUAAUAGAUCAGAAAUUUGUUUUACAACUAUUGGAAUUGUUUGACAGUGAAGAUCCAAGGGAAAGAGAUUUCCUGAAAACUGUUCUCCACAGGAUAUAUGGAAAAUUCUUGGGACUUAGAGCAUUUAUCAGAAAACAGAUAAACAAUAUUUUCCUUAGAUUUGUGUAUGAAACGGAACACUUCAAUGGUGUAGGGGAAUUAUUAGAAAUUUUGGGAAGUAUAAUCAAUGGGUUUGCUCUGCCACUGAAGGCUGAACAUAAACAAUUUUUAAUUAAGGUGCUGAUACCACUGCACAAAGUCAAGUGUUUAAGUCUGUACCAUGCACAGCUGGCCUAUUGUGUGGUACAGUUCUUAGAAAAAGACCCCACACUCACUGAGCCUGUGAUCAAGGGCCUACUCAAGUUCUGGCCCAAAACCUGUAGUCAGAAAGAGGUUAUGUUUUUAGGAGAAAUAGAAGAAAUUCUUGAUGUUAUAGAGCCUUCGCAAUUCGUGAAAAUUCAGGAGCCCUUAUUUAAGCAAAUAGCAAAAUGUGUUUCCAGUCCUCAUUUCCAGGUUGCAGAGAGAGCGUUAUAUUUCUGGAAUAAUGAGUACAUCAUGAGCCUCAUAGAAGAAAAUUCUAAUGUUAUUUUACCUAUCAUGUUCCCGGCACUGUACAGAAUAAGUAAAGAACAUUGGAAUCAGACAAUUGUUGCGCUAGUCUAUAAUGUGCUCAAAACAUUUAUGGAAAUGAACAGCAAGUUAUUUGAUGAACUCACGGCUUCAUAUAAAGCGGAGAGGCAACGGGAGAAGAAACGUGAACGAGAACGAGACGAAUUAUGGAAGAAACUUCAAGCAUUAGAGCUGAACCACCAGCAACAGAAGUAGUGAUAUACCACAUUAUAGAUAUAGCGCAAAUCCUUGGAAGUUUGGCCGUGAUGUGCCGUUAUAACAGUUGAGUGUAGGGUUCAGAUUCCCUUCACACAGAGUACACUCUUGGUGUCAUAGAGGAGGCCUGAGGCUGGGACCUUUUGGCAUAACCAUCAAAGAGCCCACACUUGCAUAAAGGACAGAACUCAAUACUAUAGUUUUGAAUGUAUUCUGGUCAUAAAACUGAAGCCAUAUGCAUAGCUGUGCAAAUUUUGAGUCCUGUUGUAGACGUGUAUGUUAAUGAAGUGUUAAUGCCCUGGUUGAAUACGGGGCACAGUUGCCCUUUCAACAGCAGAAAAAGGGUAUAAGUAAUAGCAAUCUAGGCUAUUUGUCUAUUAUGUAUGUAAUAUGUAUUAUAUGGUAGCCCAUAUAAAGUGAUGAUGACCUUUGUAAUUAUUACUUCAUAGGAGCGAAUGUAUCAAGCGUGUGUGGUGUGGGAGGAAUGAUGAAAGGUGCUGUCUGGCCUGGAAUAGGGUACCAAGAAGAAGAAGAAAACUAAAAUAAAACAGAUUGGCCUGUAUAUGUCCCAAGAGACAAGAAGAAGGAUAACCAUCUCACUUCUCCCAGUUGGGAGUUGUGUUUAAGCUCACCAUGUCCUCUCUUGGAUUUGGUUCAUAUUAAAUUAUUUGUUUUUUUAUUUGUAUAGUUAUUGGGCCUAAUUCUGGGUUAUGAUUUUCUUUACUGGACUUUUUAAAUAUAAUAUAGAUAGGCCAAUUGUUGUGUUUUGGAGAGGUCUUUUAAUAUUGAACUGAUCAGCAGGUUGUUCAGGUCACAAAAAUGAAUUUGUGAUGGUAGUUUCCUUUGCAUUAGUUAGCUGAUAGUGUAUGUCAUUGCCCAAGUUUGAUUCAUGCAAAACCACAUUAUGUCUCCUCUGUCAAGGUAGUCAUCCUUUCCUCUCAUUAUUGUACAUAGGUUGAGAGUCUGUGUGCACCAAAUCUUAAUGAUAAAUAUGAUGAUACUACUACUAUAACUAUUAAUAGCAAAUACGUUGUGGCCCAAAAGUAUAGAGUCACCAGGGAAAAAGAGCAAAAGAUACAGGACUUGGUCAUGAUUUGGCAAUGUCUAGUCAUCCCCAUGUGUGUGUGUGUGUGUGUGUGUGUGUGUGUGAGAACUUGGGGCAAUGAGGACUCACCAUUUUGUAGUAUAGUUUAUGUGGAUGAUGAUGAUUUCACUUGCUUCUUGUUGUCCCUUGUGUUGCUAUAGCUGAUCAGCUGGUUGGGGGCAGCUUUGGUGCCACUGUUCCUGGGGCUGGACACGACGUGUACAACAAGUUGCUCAACCUCACUGAUAGUGCUUCAAUUGCUGAACCAUAUCAACCUUCUCCAUUUCCUCUUCCUCUUCCUACUCCUCUCCAAUUUUUAGGAAGUGCAUUUUUUCCUCAGUGGGAGUUGUGCUCCCACCAUUGAUUUAUGCAACCAGUACCAGUGUUUAGUGGAAGGGGCGUGCAAAGGCUCAAACAACAAAUGGAACUUACUUUGGCUGGCCUAUGUGAAGGAACCCAUAUUGUGUGUUUUAAUUGGUGCAAUAGUGUGACUCAUCCAUAGCUGCUGGUGCCCCCUCUCCUACGGGGACUCUGUGCUGUGCAGGUGGUGUCUUGUGCAGAUGCCCUAUGCUUGAAGAUGAAUCCAAGAAGGUCAUCAUCUCUAUCCAAGAGGAAAAUAGUGUUGGGCACAACCAGAUGAAGUCAUCACCAACCAUAAGUGGGGGCACCCCCAAUCCAAGCCUCCCCAGUACCAUUGAUAUGCUGCUUUUUCACUUUUUUAUUUUAUUUUUUCAUUCUUUCAAUUUUUCUGAAAUAUAGUAUGUUCGUGUUACCUUAGUGAUUUAAGCUGGUGAAAACUCUAUCACUGAAUAUUGUGAUUUAGCAAACAAGCAGGAGUUUGAUAGCAAAUAAUAUGGAGCUCUAUUCACGUAAGCAUGAUGAGAGAGAGAGAAUUGCAAAUCUUACGGCAAGUUUAGUAUUGCUAACAGUUUUAAAAUAGAUGUUUGGUGUCUUGACAAAAUUUGUUUUUAUUGUUCUUUUUUCACAUUUCACAUCACCUCUAUAUGUAUUGUUUACAUUUGAACAUAUUAUGAAUGAAUAGCUUGUCAUAUAUAAAUAUAUAUAUAUAAAUAUACAUAUAUAAAAAAUAAGCAAGGAGACCGUUUAAGCGAGCAGUGUUAUUUUAACCUUAGAGUAUUCUAAGCUACCGUACAUUGUAAAAUACCUGUGCAGAAAUAUAAUUGGAAUAAUUUUACCCAGGAACUUUUAUUUUUAAGUAGCUCUCAAUACUUUACAUCCAAACACACUACAAAGGGGGCAUUGACACUUGUGAACAAUCUCUGAGGGAGGCUGCAGGCAUGAUUCAGCAGACCAGAUAGAUAAUGGUAUAACAACACGUAUUGAUGUUCACCUGAGUGUUCCUGUUGGGCAUGAAGGCACCUGCACAAAUCAACCCAUGUACUGUAUUUUCAGUAAAGCUUGUAUACAGUGUACAGUCUACCGUUAUAUGUAAUAUUGGGGAUACUAUAUUAAUGGAGGGAUGUGACGAGAUCAUUGAUAAAGAAAUUUGUGUGACACUGCUGGGAUGUGUGGACACUGUAUGUAUGUAUGUGCACACACUUGAUAUAGACUAGCCUUUGCCACAUGCUUUACUUCUGCCUUGUAUGUUUGUAAAUUUAACUGUACAUGUACAUACACCUGAAGCAGAGUAGGGUGUGAGUGUGGCAGCCUGCUCAGGGUCCAGAUAAGACCUGCUCUCAACUUCACUGCAGUUUUCUAUUAAUGUUAUUCUUAGUGUACUGUAUUCUGUUUUCAGCUCCACUGCAUUGUGAUAUGUUAUGAAGCCUCCCAGUUUUUUCUCUUGUGUUGUUUCCAUUCGUUACAGUGGAAAGGAAAAAAGGAAGCUGAUAUCUGCUGUGGUUUUUCUAGAGUCCUGGUGCAUUGCAGAGCAUUGAUGAAGACUUCUGCUUUUCAGUUAUUGGAUUUAUUGAUGUGGGAGUUAUGACUUUGUGUAUUAGGAAUAUUGGAAAGUUGUUCAGUUAAUUAAAAAAAAACUUGAGUGGUGUUGGGUUGGCAGUGAUUAAUGAAAGAACAUAUCGGUGGUUUAAUUAGUGAAACGAAGUAAAUAACACGUAAGAAAAAGUUUCGAAAGCUAAUACGAAUGCGAAGGGUGUGUCUGUGAGAAUGUCUGUAUAUUGGCAGUGGAUGUCAGAGGGAGAGUGAAAACUGUUGAAGUGUUAAGAUGGAGGAAUAGAUGGACUCUAGUAGGCUGCUGCUUGAGCUUCACGAAUGGCAUUUCUCUGGGUUGCAUCUUUCACCUGUGAAGAUGUGAUAUUUUAAUACUGCUUUUCUUUAUGGAACUAUAAUUUCUAUUUCCUGUAGACUAGUGCCAACAUGAUGCAAAUAGCAUUAUGCAGCUAUAGGGACUGACACAAAAAAUAAAGUUAUUAAAAAGCCAAUUCUGAGCGCCAGCUUGAGACACGGCGGUGUGUUAGUGUGCCUCUGGGCUUUCUUCUGUCCUUAAUUCGGACUCUCAUUCAUGCCUCUUGUGAGUCACGUAUGUCCGUCGCCUAUUUCGUCAGUCAAAGAAGCUGCAUCAACAACAUCAUCGCCUCACCAUUUUUAACUCCAAUCAGUCUGGGAUGUUAAAAUUAAGUAAUACCAUAUUGUAAUCUUCAUAACUUUCUGUUCACAUAAUGUAAAGCAAGACAAUAAAGAAAUUAAAAUAUACAUGAAAUAGUGUCUAACAUUGCUGCUGAAAUGUGAAUUGAGAUACUGCAAGGUCAGUGUUUCAUUCUUGAACUGAAAUCAUUUAUUGUUUUUUAAAUACUAGUUGUCAUUUUUUAUUUGUGCUCUUUGGACAAUUGAUAAUUUAUUGAAUUUUUUUUUUUCAUGAUAAUUUAUUGAUUUUUUUUUUUUCUCCAAAGAAAACCCUGUUCUAAGAAAGGAUGCAAUUCUUCUUAUUGGCUGUAAUAUUUAUUACAUGUUCAGAUUUUAAUUUCUUAUUCAAAUUGUGCUCCCUGGAUAGUAGUGUGGGAGGUGUUAAAUUUGAAAAAAUGACAUACUUGAGAAUUAAAUCUCGUCAUUUAGCCCCUAUAUACUUCUCUGAGACAACCCAUCCCAUGGUAUGAAAAUAAAAUAUAAACUAGUUAAA
Messenger RNA from Macrobrachium nipponense, 6802 nucleotides. RefSeq names its product serine/threonine-protein phosphatase 2A 56 kDa regulatory subunit epsilon isoform-like (gene wdb). The transcript has 10 exons. The coding region runs from base 1251 to 2624 and encodes 457 amino acids. Gene Ontology annotation, cellular component: cytosol; protein phosphatase type 2A complex; nucleus. Gene Ontology annotation, molecular function: protein phosphatase activator activity. The record is from RefSeq and is a predicted model, not a curated record. Gene Ontology annotation, biological process: signal transduction; protein dephosphorylation. Lineage: Eukaryota; Metazoa; Arthropoda; Malacostraca; Decapoda; Palaemonidae.